AUGGAUGAAAAGAAACCAGUAUUUCAUUUAGAUCAGGAUAUUCAAAACAAAUUGAAGAAGAAGCUAGGUCCCGAGUUUGUAUCUAAGAGAAUAGGGUUUGGAAAGAAUAAGGUUGCUUACGUUGAAGGUUGGAAAGUUAUUAAUUUGGCCAAUCAAAUUUUUGGGUACAAUGGGUGGUCUACUGAUGUCAAAAGUGUCACAGUUGAUUUCCUCGAUGAAAGACAGGGAAAAUAUUCAAUUGGUUGUUCUGCAAUUAUCCGUGUUUCCUUAGCAAAUGGGUCAUAUAGGGAGGAUGUAGGUUAUGGUACUUCUGAGAAUGAACGUAGAAAAGGUGUUGCGUUUGAAAACGCUAAAAAGACUGCUGUCACUGAUGCAUUAAAGAGAGCGAUGAGAUGUUAUGGUAAUGCAUUGGGUAAUUGUUUCUAUGAUAAGGAUUUUUUGAGUAAAAUAGACAAAAUGAAAUAUGAUCCUCCAGACAUCGAAGAGGCAAAUCUAUAUAGAGCAUCAGAUGAGUAUCCAGAAAGAUCUAGGGCCACUACAAAGGAAGUACCAGAUGAAAAUAUUGAUCAGCCAAACAAGAGAAGGCAGCUAACUAAAAUAGAAGGACCCAAUGAAUCAAGUAAUGCGAAUAUGCCUGUACGGGCGAACAAUAAAGUAACAGCAGCAAUAUCAACACCUGUAGCUAUCCAGACUAAGAACACGCAUCCAAUAAAUAUCCCAAUAGAUGGGAAUUUAAAUUCUACAAAUGACGCAAAUGCCAACCUUGAUUUGGACCAUGAGGAUCUUUUAGAUGAUUCUUUCACUAUGAGUGAUGAUUUUCAAGAUGAGGAUCUGUUAAACAUGAGUAACUCUCGUGUCGAAGCGAAACUUGUUCCUCAAGAAAGUACAGAUGGUAAAGAUUUGAACCCUAUAGGAUUCGUAACGGCAAAGGGUGCCAUAUCUGUCCAAAAGAAUAAGGACGUUAUACCUUCUGAUAACGUAUUUGAUCCUAAAUAUCAGGCUCGUUCAAUCAAACAUACUAUUGACCAAACAACAUCCAAACAUGUACCAGUGGCUGGUGCAAAUCAAAAAAAACAAUCAGGAUCAAGAGAUUCGGUAUAUGAGAAAUUUGCUGCAAAAGGUAAACAAUUAGAAAUUACAGAAUCUGCAUCGACCAAAACAUCAGAUACUGCAGACGCAUCUCCUAGGACCUCUGUAACUGCAUCCGAGACGAACAUAAAUUCAGGUGUUUCAUCGGAGCUCGACAAACCGCUAAUAGGAAAUAAUAAUAAUAUUCCCGAACAACAGAAACAAAGUGAGUCAGUAACGCCAAAAUUUGCACCUCCCUCAAAGGUUGUUCACCCAAAUAAUUACGUACUUGCUCCAAAUUCAGUAAGAUCUUCAAGACGAGAGGUAGGGAGACCAAAAGUAAAUCCGCUCCACUUGAAAAGAACAAACCCAUAG
Molecule: messenger RNA, 1443 nt
Organism: Maudiozyma barnettii
Lineage: Eukaryota; Fungi; Ascomycota; Saccharomycetes; Saccharomycetales; Saccharomycetaceae
Gene: RAD52
Product: recombinase RAD52
Exons: 1
Coding region: 1-1443 (480 amino acids)
Biological process (GO): mitotic recombination; double-strand break repair via single-strand annealing; DNA recombinase assembly
Cellular component (GO): nucleus
Source: RefSeq, a predicted model, not a curated record